CCGCACCAGCAGACCAGCGUCUUCUCCCCCGACGGGCGACGGCUCGACUCCGCUAGAGUCUCUAGAGCCCUCUGGAAGCCGCGCCUCCACCUCCCUUCGCCGUGACCCGUGCGGCGGCGCGGGCUCCACCUUGAGGGAGAAGGGCGUUCCCCCACGGGCUGCUCGGAUAACCUGACCCGCAGGGUUUGGGCUGCGAUUUUUGAGCAAGAGGCGGCGCCGAUAUGGAAUAUAAGGCGAGAUCAAAUGGGACUUCGGAAACUUCCUCUGGAAGUUUUGGCGGUCUGUACAAUAUGAAGUAUUCAAGCUACUUAAACGAUGAACCAAUGCCUGAUGCCGCGUCGGAAAAGGAGCAGGGAAAUGAAUAUUUCAAACAGAAGAAGUUUGCUGAAGCAAUUGAGUGCUACUCCAGAAGUAUUGGGUUGUCUCCUACAGCAGUUGCUUUUGCAAAUAGAGCUAUGGCAUAUCUUAAACUAAGAAGGCAGGUUAUUUGGAGACUAUUCAAGGAGGCAGAGGACGAUUGCACUGAAGCUCUGAAUCUGGAUGAUCGAUACAUUAAAGCAUACUCACGGCGAAUUACAGCACGGAAAGAACUUGGGAAGUUUAAGGAAGCAAUGGAUGAUGCUGAAUUUGCCAUCAGUCUUGAGCCAAACAAUCCAGAGCUAAGGAAGCAGUAUUCUGAGAUAAAAGCUUUGCACAUGGAGAAAUUGGCUAAAAAAACCCAGGUGCCAGCAAAACGUGCAGUUUCUGGAUUUGAUAAACCUGAUGAUAAAAAAGAAAUCACUUCUCAACCGCCGACCAUCUCCCAGAAGGACAGUUUCAUGGAAGUUGAUUCGCCAAGUAGAGCUGCAGUGGAUAUCAGAGAGAGUGCUGGUGGCAGGUCUAAAGGAGGGUCUGGAGUAAUCAUCAAUGAGAAUGUCAUGCAGCAGUCUCGGGAUGCUAAUCUGAAGCCUGGGCCAGAAGCUUCAAUUCAAGAGCUUGCAUCGCGAGCUGCUUCACGGUAUAUGGCCAGCACUGUAAAGAGCGUCAAGAUACCGAAGACAGCUUAUGACUUUGAGGUUUCUUGGAGAGCUCUUUCUGAUGACACUGCUCAGCAAAUACAGUUGUUAAAGUCAAUUCCACCAGCAAGCCUACCAGAGAUUUUCAAGAACGCACUUUCAGCUCCUUUCCUCGUUGACAUCGUGAAGUGUUCAGCCUCAAUUUUCCGGGAUGAUGCAGCGUUAGCUGUUAGCAUUUUGGAGAAUUUGGCAAAAGUUCCACGCUUUGACUUGAUAAUCAUGUGCCUUUCAUCCAUGCACAAAUCUGAACUGAGGAAGAUAUGGGAUCAAGUAUUCUUAGCUGAAAAAGCGUCAGCUGAUCAGGUGGAAGCUCUUAGGCAGUUGCGAGGCAAAUAUAUUCAGGGAGGAUGGCAGGAUAACAUGUUCACAACAAGCUAAUGAUGAUGCAAGGACAAAACAUUAGAAACCUUUUACACCCUUCUCUUGAGUGCCUGUCAAAUGGUUGUGAAAUUCUCGUCUACUGGAUGCAGACACUGGGGAGUCCAGGAGCAUAUGUGCACGCUCCCCGGUUGCAGUGAAUGGUCGAAUCAUUUAGUUUAGGAACAUAUGCUCGCAGCAUGUAAUCCUUUGUGCCUGGCUGAGAUGAAACGAAUGUAUGCACGCUACUGUUGCUUCCUAACAUCUUACGACUAUCUGAUUAUAUUAUGUUGCCUUAAAUACUUUACUGAUCAGAUAGAUCAUCUUAAUGUCA
Molecule: messenger RNA, 1746 nt
Organism: Panicum hallii
Lineage: Eukaryota; Viridiplantae; Streptophyta; Magnoliopsida; Poales; Poaceae
Product: RNA polymerase II-associated protein 3
Exons: 12
Coding region: 222-1433 (403 amino acids)
Molecular function (GO): protein binding
Source: RefSeq, a predicted model, not a curated record